AUGACGGCGACAACAGCUACCGUCUCGCGGCCUUCCAGCUUCUUCUCCCAACGUUACAGCGACACAAUGAUUUCGCCACCACGCUCCAGAGAGCCUUCGCACACCCCAGCUUACUCGUCGGCCGCUUCCACCUCUUACGCAAGAUGCCCUGCAGCGCUUACUAUGUCAUUUUCGACGCCUUCGCCUCCUGCUCACAAGUCUGCUGAGCUCGGUAACAUCUCGCCUUUCCGCAGGGCCAGCCUCGGCGAUGCUCCCCUUGACGCUGCUUCGGCCACAGGCGUCAAGUAUGCCUGUGCUGCAUGCAUUCGGGGUCAUCGUACAUCGUCGUGUGCCCACAAGGACGGAUCCAAAGGUCCUCUCUAUCCCAUCCGCAGCAAAGGCAGGCCACCGACGCAGUGCGAAAUCUGUCGCAAGAAGCGCAAAGAGAGCGGACGUCAUGUCCGUUGCGACUGCUCAGGAAAGAAGGCUUCGUCCGCAGCCACAUCAACAGAGAAAGCAGCUGCCGUCACUCACAAGAGACCAACGCCGGCAAAGUCAAAUGUCCCUAUAUUGCCUCGCAUUGCGGACGAUGCAUCGUCUUCAGAGAGCACAGACGAUUCCGACGAUCAUCGUCCAUCCAAAAAGACGAAAGUGCAAGGCGCAGCCAUCUCGACACCCCUCGUGCGCGCAAUCAGCAACGAGGAGCCUUACCACAAAUUCCGCCCUCAGCCUCCUGCCCUCGACAACAUCCUGGCUCCCAUCCGUCCGCAUCGCGCCCCCACCUCUUGGAGCCUGCCCAGCAUCCACCCGCCACACAGCGCUCUGCGUAUCCAGCCCUCGUCAGAAUCCGAUCAAGACUCCGCAGCACGUCGCCACUCUACCCUCUCGCUCUCCAGCCUGAUGAACCCUUGCGGCUGUCGCAGCACGGGUGCGCGCACUUGCUGCUCGGAUCAACGACAGCGCGGCGCAUCCAUCUCCUCAAAGCAGUUGAAUGGUGCCCCUCAAGAUUGCGACCCGGCUCACUGCUCUUGCUCCAGUGACUCGUGCCGACAACAAAUGCGGGUUGCGAAUGCGGUUGCAGGUCCCUCGCAGGUCGCGACGAGCAGCGGCUGCUCUGGCAAGGGUGCCUCUGCAUCUGCGGCACCGAGCAUCGAGCUGCUACUGAGGGCUGUCGACAUGUCAACCGAGUUUGUGCCUCCUCCAUGCGCAUGCAGCGAGAACUGUGGUUGCGCACGAUGCCUCGCAAAACAAGAUGCCACCUCAGCCCCCGUUUCAAUGGCACAGCCACGGCCGACUUCGAAUCGAGCCUCGAGCACCAGGACGACGUCUUCGGCUAGCCCGAGAACGCCUCCAGCAACUUUGGACGCGCCCGGCUGUGACGACUGCGCGGCGUGCGACCUGGCUCUCGAGCGGCCUUCGGGUAUCGGUGCGGUUGAUAGCUGGAUGGAGAAGCAGCGCGACUUGGACCGCCGACCCACCAGCCUUCCUUCGCCGCAGAGGCGCCGUUCAUCGUCCGCGGAGAGCAGGGCCAGCCGCCGAAGCUCGCAAGCUGACCUGCCGUUGUUGUUGAGCCAACAAGCCGUUCCGACCUCAUCCGUGCCGACAAUGCAUGGCGGAUUCGUAACGUCAGGACCCGAGACACACGAGGAGGUGCGUGCCGAGCUCGUGCUGGUGCAUCCCAAGUGCGCUGCUUGUCUUGAGAUUGUUCGCAGCAAGGGUGUCGGCGUUCUCAGUAGCGUUAAGUGA
Sporisorium graminicola is the source of this 1725-nucleotide messenger RNA. RefSeq lists its product as uncharacterized. Lineage: Eukaryota; Fungi; Basidiomycota; Ustilaginomycetes; Ustilaginales; Ustilaginaceae. The record is from RefSeq and is a predicted model, not a curated record. The transcript has a single exon. Gene Ontology annotation, molecular function: copper ion binding; DNA-binding transcription factor activity, RNA polymerase II-specific; RNA polymerase II cis-regulatory region sequence-specific DNA binding. Gene Ontology annotation, cellular component: nucleus. Gene Ontology annotation, biological process: positive regulation of transcription by RNA polymerase II; intracellular copper ion homeostasis; intracellular iron ion homeostasis. Bases 1 to 1725 code for a protein of 574 amino acids.